Messenger RNA from Pistacia vera, 1576 nucleotides. RefSeq names its product dehydration-responsive element-binding protein 2A-like. The coding region runs from base 188 to 1165 and encodes 325 amino acids. Gene Ontology annotation, biological process: positive regulation of DNA-templated transcription; response to stress. The transcript is spliced from 2 exons. The record is from RefSeq and is a predicted model, not a curated record. NCBI's taxonomy places the organism in Eukaryota, Viridiplantae, Streptophyta, Magnoliopsida, Sapindales, Anacardiaceae. Gene Ontology annotation, cellular component: nucleus. Gene Ontology annotation, molecular function: DNA-binding transcription factor activity; transcription cis-regulatory region binding.
CACCUAUUCAAAGAUUUCUGAGUCCAAAAACACACUCUCUAGAGCUAAAAAUCUUCUGAAACCUCUCAACAAAAUUCACGAAACGAAGACGCUGAAAACAGAGACGAGAAAAACGAAAACGCAUUCGGAGGGAACGAAUACUACUGCUACGGAAGUGUCAGAAAGGGUUUCAUCUACUGCUUCUCGUAUGACGCUACAAAGUGGUUGUGAAAGGAAGAGGAAGCGAAGAGACGGCAUUAACGUGGCCGAGACUCUCGCAAAGUGGAAGCAAUAUAAUGCCUUUAUUGAAUCCUGUGAUGGUGAGAAUAAACAGGUGCGGAAAGUCCCUGCUAAGGGCUCGAAGAAGGGCUGUAUGAAAGGCAAGGGAGGGCCGGACAAUGCAGGGUGUAAUUAUAGAGGUGUAAGGCAGAGGACUUGGGGCAAGUGGGUUGCGGAGAUAAGGGAGCCAAACAGGGGUAAGAGGUUGUGGCUUGGUACUUUUCCCACUGCAGUUGAAGCUGCUCUUGCUUAUGAUGAAGCUGCCAGGGCAAUGUAUGGUUCUGGUGCGAGACUUAAUUUGCCAGACCAUUCUAACUUGAAUGAGUAUUCAAAGGAUUCUGAAUCCACGACAACAUCUAGCUGGUCCGAGAUUGAGGAUUCUAAGUUGAAGAAUGAUGGUAGGGAAGCUGAAUCUAGAAUCAAUACUGAGCCCGAAGCCAAAUUCUCAAGUAGUCCAGAGAAACCACCGAAAACCAAAGAGGAGCCUGUGGAUGAUGAACUGUAUGAUAGGAAGCCAGAAGUGAGAGAUGAGGCUGCUUUGGGUGCUACUUGUGCCUCUCAACCAGAAGUUAAGGAGCAGUUUAUGAAUCUAGCGGACGACAGUUGGAUAGAUGCAGAAGAAUGGCAAAAAAAUUUGUCAAUGGAUGAGAUGUUUGAUGUGAAUGAUCUGCUGAAUAUGAUAGAUAGUAAUCCUCUUUGCACCCUAGAACAAAAGGAUGAGUUGAGUUUUGACACUCAAAAUCAACUAGGACUACUUGACUAUGGCCAUAUGCUGUAUGACAAACCAUCAGAUUUGUCCCAGCUGCCAAAUCAAUAUGGGGAUUUGUCUUUGCAUACAGAGCAGGGGGCUUCAGAUUAUGGCCUUCAAUUCCUGAAACAAGAGGAUGGCAAUGACUUUGGGUUCUGAGGAGUGAGGACAUCCCAGCUUGGAUAUUGCAGCAGAUCAAGAUCAAAUAUCUGUGUUGUUCAUCCGUGAUUAAUAAGUCUUUAAUAGGUCUUGUCCAAGAUGAACUGAAGAUGGUUUCUGCUAUUUAAACAUGUUCCUCAGAAUGAAUUGUUACUGAGUUAAUUCUGAACUGACUACUUAAUGGGCUUAUUCUCUAUAGGUUUUUAGAUUAGAGAAUUGAGCAGAUAUAUUUGUUUCUGCACCAUCAUUGAUGCCUUGAUGGGGUUGGAGAGUGUACUUAUAUUAGUUAUUAACGGUUGAGAUACAAAUUCUUUGUUGUAGAUAUACUCAAAAGUACUCAGUUUGUGCUGUAAUCUUUCUAAAUAGUUAAAAGAUUUCAAUAUAUUUUGUACCGGACAGGAAUUUUGAGUU